UUCAUUUGUGUGCAUCAUUGGCGCGAGUUGCUCGGGUUUGUUAUUUAUUAUGACACAGUGACAGUAGAAAUUAAUAAUUUUAUUUAAAGUCAUUUAGAAACAAUAACACGUGGAAUCACUCGCUGUCAAUGUGCAACUUUAUCAGCUGAAGUGACAAUGAAGUUCCGAUCGAAGAUAAAUGACGUGGGAUGUCUCAAUCAUUUCACACGUAGGUGUGGUGAAUACCAUUACAAAACUCACAAAGACUUGUGUUGUGCGACUUACUGUCGACAACAUUUUCUUCGUCCUUUCUGGAAAAGUUGCCAAUGGAGGAGUCAGCAUGUGGUGCGAGUUACUGCAGGGUAAUUUUUUUGAUGAAUAUCAACUGGAAGGUGUGUCAGAAGACGCUAAUGAAAUAUGUUUGGAAAUAAAUCCAGAGAACCUAUUCCGAGCUUUAAAAACUGCACAGAAUGCCAAGUCUGUCAAAAUAAAACUGACAAAGAAGCACUGUCCAUGCCUUACUCUAGCUGCAGAAUUGCCUUCGCUCUCAUCCAUUAGUCGCGUUGUCACCCAUGACAUCCCAGUGGACGUUAUACCCAGGAGGCUUUGGCAUGACUUUAAAGAGCCCAGUAUGCCGGACUUUGACGUUAGCAUUUAUUUACCCCCUCUGAAGACUAUGAAGAGUGUGGUAGACAGAAUGAAGAACCUCUCCAACUAUUUGGUAGUAGAGGCUAACCUAAAUGGCGAAAUGAACUUAAAGAUUGAAACAGAUCUCGUGUCUGUGACAACACACUUCAAAGAUCUUGGCAAUCCUCCAUGGGGCGCCUCACAGUCUCAGAGUCAGAGCAGAGAUGUCGAGACCAUGGCACAUGCACGAGUGGAUAUUAGGAAACUUCAGCAAUUCCUUAUGGGGCAGCAGGUCAACCCGACUAAGUCCAUGUGCAAUAUUGUUGACAAGAGGAUUAUUCAUUUGAUUCUCCUUCAGGAGGAUGUGUCUCUUCAGUACUUCAUCCCAGCUGUGGUGUAGUGGGAAUUUUUUUAUUUAUUUACAUUUACUUUCCACACUGAUGGAAUGUUCAUUACUGAUAAAAUGCAUUUCUUCCCUGAUGAAAUGUUUCCCUGCCAACACGGGGUGUUUUGCAACUAGUACAGAGAACAAGUGAUUGAUUUUCAGGUAAAAGUCAUAAGGGAGUUCUUAGAUUUUCUCGUUUUUAAUCAAUAUUUACUUUCAUUUAAAAUGUUACUCUGGAAUACAUUUUGUACACUGCUCCACAAUACACAGUUUAAACAUAGGUUUGUGUAACAUUUUGUAAAGUUGAGAUGCAAUUGCUUGUUUUGCAAUAAAAUAAAA
This is a messenger RNA of Hemibagrus wyckioides, 1330 nucleotides long. It is a transcript of the gene hus1, whose product is annotated as HUS1 checkpoint clamp component. Gene Ontology annotation, biological process: double-strand break repair via homologous recombination; meiotic DNA integrity checkpoint signaling; nucleotide-excision repair. The coding region runs from base 179 to 1006 and encodes 275 amino acids. The transcript is spliced from 8 exons. The record is from RefSeq and is a predicted model, not a curated record. Gene Ontology annotation, cellular component: site of double-strand break; checkpoint clamp complex; nucleolus. Lineage: Eukaryota; Metazoa; Chordata; Actinopteri; Siluriformes; Bagridae.